Dissoconium aciculare CBS 342.82 is the source of this 1064-nucleotide messenger RNA. RefSeq lists its product as uncharacterized. The record is from RefSeq and is a predicted model, not a curated record. NCBI's taxonomy places the organism in Eukaryota, Fungi, Ascomycota, Dothideomycetes, Mycosphaerellales, Dissoconiaceae. The transcript is spliced from 2 exons. The coding region runs from base 154 to 708 and encodes 184 amino acids.
CUAUGCUUGCGCUAUAGACCGGUCCCACGAUCGCUGGUGCUCAUUCACCUUUGCAAUAGGAGUGUGAAACCAAUCCACACAGAUUUCCUCCCUGAACAACACCCAAAUAAACGAAGCAUAGUCUCACCGGGAGGACAAAAGCAGAGGGACAAGAUGCAUUCCGCAUCUGCCCUCCGUCCACAUAUCAUGGAACACCUACGUCAUCCGCUCAAGAGCCUCUCGCGUUCCAACACUAGCGAAGAAGACGAAGAAAGCACUCUGCCAAAACGUGCCGAUACCUUCCCAGCAGCAGCGACAGCAACCAACGACAAUCAUGAACCUCACCACCAACAGCUACAAGAACAACGCACCGCGACUCCUCCAAUUCCGAUCGUCACCAAAGCGAAUACGACUCCCCUCGGACCCUCCCACUCUUCUCACUCUUCAACCACCUCCUCCGAAUCAACCGAAGAACCUACCACCAAACCUUCUCGAGCCCAAACCCUUCCCACCUCAGCGACUUCAGCCCCAACUUCCGCCGCCACGACGAACAAGAACAACAACGGCGACACAACAAAGCGCCAAGUCAAGCACUCCCCCGAAUCAUUCUACGCCGCAAUCCACGAGGGCAACAGCAAUCGCACCACACUCGCAGGUGCAGGGAAGCGUCGGGAACGGAGGGCAUCGAAGACGUCCAUUGUGGAUUCGGCGAGUUUGUUGGGGGUCUGAUGAGAAAGGGUUGGAGUUGUGUGUGUAUGUAUGGUUUGGUCCGUUGGGGAAUGGAACGGAGUAUAUUUCUGAAUGAAAUGGACUGGUAGAGAGUGAUUGGAGGAGGUAUUUGCGUCGUGAUGGUAAGUAAGCAUGUAUGUAUGAUUCGAGCAUUGGUGUCCACGGCGUAAUUGAUGAUUGCAUGUGAUAAUUUCCAUAUUUUCUGAGUCUGCUCAUCUCGUAUUUGUCGUCCCCUGUGGAGCAGGGAACGCACUUCCAGUGCUUCUCUCGCCGAAUGAGAUAGGGGAGAGCAGUACAAGGAAAACACAACUCUGAGCACAGAGGGACAAGAUGGGCUUUCAAAUCCAUUUGGGAGG